This is a messenger RNA of Olea europaea var. sylvestris, 1435 nucleotides long. RefSeq lists its product as uncharacterized. The transcript is spliced from 7 exons. The record is from RefSeq and is a predicted model, not a curated record. NCBI's taxonomy places the organism in Eukaryota, Viridiplantae, Streptophyta, Magnoliopsida, Lamiales, Oleaceae. The coding region runs from base 228 to 1142 and encodes 304 amino acids.
AUGGGCUUUUUAACAAACACUCUCUAAAAUCUAUGGCUCCGCUCGGCAUUAAACUUUUACAAUGUGUCAGUCAAGUAUCGAACUUUGGUUUAGCAUAAGUUCUUGCCGAAGUUACAAAAUUGUUUCACUUUAGUCCCACUCCAAACCUUUUGGUCUCCUCCUUUUCUGCAACCCGUAGCUGCACACUCUCUUCACACAGCGAUAAUCAUUUCCUUAGAAGUAUUUGAAUGGAGGUUGGAGAAUUAGAAGAGAUACUGAGAGUGUUUGAAAGUUCAAUCUCUCAAAUAAAAUGGCGACUCAAGCAUCCUUCUAAGCGUCGUCUUGAGACAGAUGUUUUGGCCUUAUGCACUGAGACGAGACCAGUUAUAAUGGUAGAUUAUGGAGGUAAGAUGCCCGAACUGCAGGAACGACUUUGUGCGUUUCUCAAACACUGCAAACAGGAGUCUUCAAUUUUUGAGCAUCUGCGGGUCAUGAUUAUAGAAGAUAUGAUCUAUUUGAUACAUUUCAGAGCACUUGCAGACUUCAUCAAAUCAAGUCUGAAGUUGGAGAUCGAAAUGCUCUUUGUGGACCUUGAAAAGGAUCCUCCAAAGAUGAUAACUCAAGUGGAAAAAAGCUCAGCAGCACUUGAACUUCUAUCAGCUCAGAAGUUGUUUGCCUCUGUAUUUUCUGCUGAUGGUCUGAAUAGUGAUCCCUUGCAAAAUCAUGGUAUAGAUUUAACUGCUAAUGCUGGGUCCUCUCUUAGUGAGCCAGUUACUUCCACAUCUUCUGAGUUAAUUGAUCUCAGUUGCUGCCUUCAAAUAAGUCAGGUCACGGUGCCAACCCUUAAUGGGUGGCUUCUCGGUUAUCCAGUAGUGUACUUGUUUGGGAAAGAACAUAUUGACCGUGCUAUUUAUAAUCUCUCAACAAAGUCUCUUCAUAUUUUUCAAAUUUUUAUCUGCAGGGGCCACACAUCCAGUAAAGAAUCUCGGCAAGAAUUAAUGAGUUUUACAGUACCUUUUGACUUGAGCUCGGAGGGCAGCAACGAACCAUGGGCAAAGGCGUUUUUGGCUCGCAUGCUAAGAAGAUGGGAAAGAUGCAAGCACGUAUGGGGAUCUAUACACAUGGAGGUUAGUGGCUGUUAUCCACAGGCAAUCGUACUGUAGAAAUACCUAAAACAUUAUAGAGUGAACACUGAAGUAAAAAAAAAAAAAAAAAUUAAAUUCAAUUCUCAAUAAGAGAAAUGUUUUUAAAAUUCGUAGAGGAUGUUAAUUUUGUUGAUUACAUCCUUACAAUCUUCUCACUACCCAACCUUGAAGUAGAUAUUGAUAACAAGGAGUAUGGUAACGGCGAAUGAAAUGUAGUUUCUUUUACUUUAAACGAUGUACUCCCAAUCUCCAGGUGAAGUAAGUCUUCUUCCCUUUUUUCAUUUUUUUAAAUGGUUGGAGGUUAUGCCGAA